AUGUCACCACUGCCUAGCGACCGGGGCUCCUUGCUCCCAGACCCAACAAGUGACCUACACUGGGGCGAUUAUCGUGGGGCCAUCCACGAGAUAUUCGCAUCCAAUGCGAAGCGUGUGCCCGACAGGACAUGCGUCAUUGAGACUCGGAGCUCGCAAUCCCCUCAACGCACCUUCUCGUACCGCCAGAUCAACGAGAGCUCCAACCAGCUGGCACAUCAUUUCAUAGCUCAAGGCUGCAAUGUGGGCGAUGUCGUCAUGAUAUACGCCUACCGAGGCGUCGACCUCGUCGUUGCCUACAUGGGUGCCCUCAAGGCUGGUGCAACCGUCAGCGUGCUUGACCCGCACUACCCUGCGGAGCGCCAGAAGGUCAUCUUGGAUGUCGCAAGACCCAGGUUUCUCGUCUACAUCCAGAAGGCCGUCGACGAGUUUGGCAAGCCGCCCGAGCUCGUUGAGGACUUCAUCGCCAACACCCUAGACCUCAAGUCUGUCAUUCCAGCCCUGCAUCUUUCCGACAGUGGUGAGUUGAGUGGCGGCCAUCUCGACGGCCAAGACUGCCUGGCAGCUCAGGCGUCCUGCAGAGAGCAAGAUCCCAGCGUCGUCGUCGGUCCCGAUUCCAUUCCUACCCUGAGCUAUACGAGCGGCAGUGAGGGUAGGCCGAAGGGCGUUCAGGGGCGUCAUUACUCGCUCACCUACUACUUCCCCUGGAUGGCAGAGAGGUUUGGCCUAUCGGAGCGGGACAGAUUCACCAUGCUCUCCGGCAUUGCCCAUGAUCCGAUCCAAAGAGACAUUUUUACGCCGCUCUUUCUGGGUGCCGUGAUAGUCGUCCCUCCAGCUGAGGUCAUCACGUACGGAUUGCUCGCCGAGUGGAUGCAUGAGCACAAGACCACCGUCACUCAUUUGACUCCUGCCAUGGGCCAGAUCCUUGUUGGUGGUGCCACAACUCAGUUCCACUCCCUUCGGAAUGCCUUCUUUGUCGGAGAUCUUCUCACCAAAAAGGACUGCAAGAAGCUACGCGAUCUCGCACCCAACACCACCGUCAUAAACCUCUUUGGAUCGACCGAGUCACAACGCGCAGUGUCCUUUUUCGAGGUCCCGAGCAAAGCCAAGGAUCCGGCCUUUCUUGAGUCCGUGCCAGAUAUCAUUCCGGUUGGCCAAGGCAUGAAGGAUGUUCAGCUCUUGGUCGUUGACCGUGAGGACAGGCACAGGCUGUGCGGAGAAGGCGAGCAAGGCGAGCUGUGGAUCAGGGCUGGAGGUUUGGCCGAGGGAUACCUCGGCGAUGACGACAGGACGGCAGAACUAAACCGGUCCAAGUUCGUUCCCAACUGGUUUGUUGACCCUGCCAAGUGGGCACAGCAGGACAAGCACCAGAACCUCCCCCAUUACAAGGGUCCGCGAGACCGCCUGUACCGAACUGGUGAUCUUGGCCGGAUCCGCCCCGACGGAAGUGUCGAGUGUACAGGCCGGAUUGAUUCUCAAGUCAAGAUCCGCGGCUUCCGGAUCGAGUUGGGCGAGAUCGACAUCAAUCUAUCCCAGCACCCAUUCGUACGCGAGAACGUCACGGUUGUUCGAAGAGACAAGGACGAGGAGCAGACGCUUGUCACGUACUUUGUCCCAGAGACGAAGCGGUGGUUCCAGCACCUCCAACCCCAUGAGGAUGGGGAAGCCAUCGAGCAGGAAAUCGCCUACGAGACCAUGGCUGGAAUGCUCAGACGAUUCAAGCUGUUGUCUGACGACUGCAAGAAGUUCCUAGCGGCCAAGGUUCCCAAGUACGCUGUUCCCAGCAUGUUUAUUCCUCUAGCCCGAAUGCCCUUGAAUCCGAACGGCAAGAUUGACAAGCCUGCACUCCCCUUCCCCGACGAAGCAGAUCUUCUUCAAGUCGCCAAGAGGAGGGCUUCGUCAGUGAUUGCCAGCAUGACCGACACUCAAGCUCGACUGGCCAAAAUAUGGGCAUCAGUUCUCCCUAACCGCACUGCACGUAUGUUUGUGCCUGAAUCCAACUUCUUUGAUGAAGGUGGCCACUCAAUCCUUGCACAACAGAUGUUUUUCCGCCUCAAGAAGGAGUGGAAGGAUAUCGAUGUGCCAGUCAAUGUUAUUUUCCGGUCGCAGACUCUCGAAGCCCUCGCCGCAGAGAUCGACAGAGCCCAGGACCCCAUUGGCCUGCGACUGGACGCGAUGCCUCUCAUCGGAGAUGGCACCACGGAGGACGAGGCAUACGCCGCGGAUGCAAGGGAUCUAGCGUCUCAGCUUCCCGAGUCCAUCCCGCAAGCACCCGGGCCUCAGAGCUACACAGAGGCUGGGCCCACGGUGCUUUUGACUGGUGCGACAGGCUUCCUCGGCUCCUAUGUCCUACACGAGCUCCUCGAAGGCCCUAAGAGAGCGCGUGUAAUCGCGCACGUCAGAGCCAAGGAUGCAGCGGCAGGCUUGGCACGCGUCGAGGCGGCAACAAAGGCCUACGGCUUGUGGUCCCCAAGCUGGACGAGCACAAACAGACUUGAAGUUGUGGUGGGAGAUAUAUCCAAGCCACGCCUCGGCCUGCUCGAGGAGACAUGGGAUCACCUCUCCAAUACGGUAGACCUAGUCAUCCACAACGGCGCCCAGGUCAACUGGAUGCUGCCGUACUCCAGCAUGCGGGCAGCCAAUGUGCUGAGCACGCUGGACUGCAUCCAACUUUGCUCGACAGGGAAGCCCAAGCGACUGGCAUUCGUCAGCUCAACCUCGACGCUGGACAAUGACCACUACGUGCAGCUCUCUCAAGAUAUCGAGACUGGCGUGCCUGAGGCUGAUGACCUUGAGGGCAGCCGUAAGGGCCUUGGCACAGGCUAUGGCCAGUCCAAGUGGGCGAGCGAGUUUGUCAUUCGCGAAGCCGGGCGGAGGGGCCUUGUAGGAGCCAUUAUCCGACCCGGAUACAUCACAGGCGAUCCAGCAUCGGGCAUUUCCGUCAUGGACGACUUCCUGGUCCGCCUAUGGAAGGGCUGCUUGCAGGUGGGAGCGCGCCCUGACAUUGCAAACACGCUCAAUGCAGUCCCUGUUACGCAGAUCAGCCGCAUCGUCGUUGCCGCAGCGUUCCAUCUCUCCGCUACUACUGAGCAAUCACUGGGCGUGGCUCAGGUCACCAGUCACCCACGCUUAAGACUGAAUGAGUGGAUGGGUGCCCUCGAGCUCUAUGGAUAUGGCGUGCCCAAGGUACCGUACCAGGAGUGGUGCACCAAGGUCAUCGACUACACAAGUGACGAUAGCAAGGAGGAACACGCUCUGCUCCCGCUGUUCCACUUUGUGGUGGGCAACCUGCCCGCAAACACCAUUGCUCCCGAGUUGGAUGAUAGCAAUGCCGUAGCAGCUCUGCGGUCAUAUGAUGAAGGGAACGGGAGUCGGGAUGCAAAGUCUUCUCCGAGCACACUUGAUAUGGAUAUCCUUGGCAUGUACUUGGCGUACCUGGUUGCAGUUGGAUUCCUACCACCGCCGACAGAGAAGGGCGAGCAUGAGCUGCCAAAGGUUGACGAGAUAAGAUUGCAGGCCAUUGCUGCAGAUAGCUUGGGUGGUAGAUCUGCAAGGCCGUAG
Messenger RNA from Fusarium falciforme, 3558 nucleotides. Its product is annotated as Alpha-aminoadipate reductase. The transcript has 3 exons. Lineage: Eukaryota; Fungi; Ascomycota; Sordariomycetes; Hypocreales; Nectriaceae. The record is from RefSeq and is a predicted model, not a curated record. Gene Ontology annotation, molecular function: L-aminoadipate-semialdehyde dehydrogenase [NAD(P)+] activity. Gene Ontology annotation, biological process: L-lysine biosynthetic process. The coding region runs from base 1 to 3558 and encodes 1185 amino acids.